Daucus carota subsp. sativus is the source of this 1527-nucleotide messenger RNA. RefSeq names its product protein IWS1 homolog 1. The transcript is spliced from 10 exons. Gene Ontology annotation, biological process: regulation of DNA-templated transcription elongation; brassinosteroid mediated signaling pathway. The record is from RefSeq and is a predicted model, not a curated record. Lineage: Eukaryota; Viridiplantae; Streptophyta; Magnoliopsida; Apiales; Apiaceae. Bases 171 to 1283 code for a protein of 370 amino acids.
AAGAAAAGUGCGAGGCAGGAAAUCAAAUCCAUCUUUUCUCCCUCUUCGCUGCACUACACUUUCUCCCUCCCAUUUCAUUAUUUUAUUUUUCAUAAUUUUCCGCCAUUUCUAAACAAAUUAAACAUCAUUUUAUACAAACCUUCGUAAAAGACGUUCUCAGCGUUUUCACCAUGCGCUUCGACAGUCACCUGUAUGAUGAUGAGAAUGACGAGCCGGUGAUGUGUUCCGACGACGGCGGCGGUGGCCGGCGCCGUCGAUCUCCGACGCCGGUACUUUUGGAAUCAAACCACCGAGAACGCCUCGUGAAGAGUGCUGGUGAUGCGGACGUGAAGGAGAUGUGGCGUACAGUGGCUGGUGGUGAUUCUGAGGAUGAUCGUGAGGUUGCUAAGAUGGUUGAUACUGCUUAUUGUUAUGGAACUGACACCAAACAACAGUCACCUGGUGAUGCUCCUCAGCAAGAAGAUAUUGCUGAAUUCACAAAUCCCUUUAACAGGGGAAGGAAGAAAAAGAAACGUGAGAAAUCUGCUGCAGAAAUUGCAUUGCUAGUUGAGCAAGUCCUGGCCGAGCUUGAAUUUGCUGCUGAAGAGGAUGUACUACUGAAUAUAGAGUCAAAACCUGCUGUAAACAAACUUAUGAAGCUGCCUUUUCUUACAGAUGUCCUGUCGAAGAAGCAGCUUCAACAUGAGUUUUUAGACCAUGGAAUUUUAACAGUUUUGAAGAGUUGGCUUGAACCACUUCCAGAUGGGAGCCUGCCGAGUAUAAAUAUCCGUGCAGCAAUACUGAAAAUUUUGACUAAUUUCCCAAUUGAUUUAGAUCAGUAUGAAAGAAAAGAGCAACUGAAGAAGAGUGGUCUGGGAAAGGUCAUAAUGUUUCUUUCAAGAUCUGAUGAAGAGACAGCAUCUAACAGAAAAGUUGCUAAGGAACUGGUUGACAGUUGGAGUCGAUCAAUCUUUAACAAGAGCACUAGGUUUGAGGACAUGAGAAAGUUUGAUGAUGAGAGGAUUCUGUUACAGGGGGCUUCUGGCAAAAGGGAAUCAAAGUGCGGCAAGUGGUCCUCUAGACAGCGUACUUUCAGGCCUGAGGCAAUGCCUUUGGAUUUUGUUGUCCGCCCUCCGUCCAAGAUUGAUCCUGACCUAGUGAGGGCCCGAGCUGAGCAUGUGGUGCAGGACCAGUGUCAUCUCAAGAUGAAAAAGAAAUUGGAACAGUUGAAAGCACCGAAAAGAAAGCAGCUUCAGGCGACGAAAAUUAGUGUGGAAGGCCGUACAAUGGUCAAGUACCUGUAAACUACCAAGGAGAAAACCACCAAAGCUACAUAGAUAAUUCUCUGCAAGUGCUUAAUCCACAUGUCUGUAAGGAUCGAAAAGAUACAUGCAUAUAUGAACCACCAAGUUACAAGACAAUAGCCUAUGCUUCUACCUUUAGUGCCCUUGCGUAGUGGUAGAUGGAGAUUACAGUGUCGAUCUUGCUUGUAAAAAAAACUAAAAAUUCAGGUGCUUCCACUUAUAAACUAUGAAUAGGUUUAUUCUA